GAAUAUGUGUACAUACAGAAGCUACUAUGUGUCUGUGCAUAUGUCUGUAAAAGUGUGUUUAUCAAUGUAUGUGUCUGUUUCUGGCUAUCCAUGCAUAUGCAUGUGUUUUCUACAUGGAUAUGUGUGUGGGAGGAGGCCCUUGUGCCUGCCCUCCCUCUCUUCCUUCCUCCCACCCCCAGGACUCUCCCUCUGCCCCCCAGGAGCCAAAGGGGGUUCAAACUGAGGCUGACCAUGAUGCUUUCCUGGACCCUCACUGCACUCCCUCCCACGUUGCUGCUAGUACAGGCCCUGCUGAGCCCAGGCCAGGGGGAGCUGGCGCCUCAGAUCGAUGGGCAGACAUGGGCAGAGCGGGCAUUGAGGGAGAAUGAACGCCAUGCCUUCACCUGCCAGGUGGAAGGUGGGCAUGACCCUCCGAGGCUAGCCUGGUACCUGGAUGGACAACUGCAGGAGGCCAACACCUCGAGGCUGCUGAGCGUGGGUGGGGAGGCCUUCGCUGGCGGCACUAGCACGUUUACAAUCAUUGCCCAGAGGGCUCAGCAUGAGCUGAACUGCUCUUUGCAGGAUCCAGACACCAGGAGGGUGGCCAAUGCCUCUGUCAUCCUCAAUGUGCAAUUCAAACCAGAGAUUGCCCAGGUUGGGGCCAAGUACCAAGAAGCCCAGGGCCCAGGGCUCUUGGUUGUCCUGUUUGCCCUGGUGCGAGCCAACCCACCUGCCAAUGUCACAUGGAUUGACCAGGAUGGACCUGUGACAGUCAACACUUCUAAUUUUCUGGUACUGGAUGCCCAGAGCUACCCCUGGCUCACCAACCACACUGUACAACUGCAGCUCCACAGCUUAGCCCAAAACCUCUCUGUGGUGGCCACCAAUGGCGUGGGUGUCACAAGUUCUUCUCUCCCAGCACCAGGGCUCCUGGCCACCCAGGUGGAAGUGCCGAUGCUAGGCAUUGUUGUGGCUGGGACCCUUGCUCUGGGCACUCUGGUGGGCUUCAGCACUCUGGUGGCCUGCCUGGUCUGCAGGAAGGACAAAAAGACCACAGGCACCUCUCGGCGACCAUCUCUCCUCUCCAGUGACUCCAACAAUCUGAAACUCAACAAUGUGCGACUGCCUCGGGAAAACAUGUCCCUUCCUUCCAACCUGCAACUCAAUGAUCUCACUCCAAACUCCAGAGCCAAACCAGCUGAUGGACAGAUACCACAGAACACCAGGAGGCCUGACAUCCUGGACCCUGAGAAUGGUGUCCUUUUCACCAGCCAAGGUUUUGUACACCUUCCGAUGCUGGGCUACAUCUAUCGGGCAUCCAGUAUGAGCAGUGAUGAAAUUUGGCUGUGAGCAAGAGGGCAGGGUAGAGGGAAGUCCUUUUGUUCCUCUGGUUGCCUUUUGCUUCUCUCCUGAGUCUGCCCUUACCCUCCUGGCUGGGGAGGUAAUUUUUGUUAUCCAUAUAAUGAGUUUGAUUGUUAUCAUUGGGACCUCAAACUCGGAUCAGACUCUCUUAGGCAUGGGGUUGAGGCUGCCCAUGAGAACCAGUCACUUCAUUUUAACUCAGGUUAGUCUUGAGACUUGGGUAAUGAUGUAACGAAUACCCAAGCUGAAUGUAGCUGUGUUCAAAUAGCAUGUAACUUCUAGGAGAGGACAUGACAUUUCCUGACAUCUCAAAACCAUACCCUUGAUCUUCUUUAGCACUUUAUACAAUGGGGAGCAUGCCAGGCUGGGUGGAUAGGGAGAAUGCUGCAUGCCCUGGGCACUGCCCUUAGUUCCUCUUUUAACUCUCUAUGCCUCACCCCUUUUAGGCAGAAAUCAAACCGUCCCUUCCUUGUGUGCCAACCCUGGCACAUUGGCGUGGGCUAAGCUAAGCACAACCUUUUCCUUUUGGCUGAAAGCCUCCCUGCCUGCCUCUACUUCCUCAUGAGUACUACAUAUAGUGAUGGGAUGGGUAUGGGAUAUGGGCUUUCCUCACCUCCUUGAUGUACCCAAAGCAUCUUUCCUGUGAGCAAUGUUAGCUCUGGGCAUCAGCAAAGAUUAGGGAGAAAAGGAGGAAGGGAGACCUAGUAAUGCCCUCCCAAGGGCAUGAAACUAUGCACCUGUUCUUGCAAUAUCAGCACUUUAAGAAUGUCCCAUAGGGGAGGGGGCAUGACUAAGAGCCCCCAGAGCUUCUGCUUUGUCUCUGAUGUUUCUUCUACAUUUGGGGCUUCCUAGAAAUUCACUGUGAGUGCCCUAGGCCCAAUACGCCUAGGGUUUCCCCUGUCAAAACUGUGGUCUGCCUCCUCUCAUUCAUAUGUUUUACUUAACCCCAUUCCCACCUCCUCCAACCCUCUGGCACUGAUUUGUCUGGUAUCCAUCCUUUGGCAGCAAUAAACCAAGUUCAUCUUGUCCCAUGGAGCUGCCAUUUUUCUCUAGAGGAAAUUCUUUCCAGAGAGGAAUGGUCAUGGCUGAAAGACAUCAUUCUGUCAGUCAGUAGCAUUAAUGGUAUGCCCAGGGUUCUUUGGGGUGCAUUGGCAGUCUGGGGAGGGGGAAAAGAGACACCAUGGACAUAGAGUACAAUAGAGUUCUUGCCCAAGAAAGUAUAUAAUCCUUUAGUUGAGGAGUCUGACUCAGAGUUGUAUGCAGGAAUCAUAUUCUAAUGGAUCUACAAAAAUAAUUAUAGAGCUGACAUAAAGUGGCAUUGACCUGAAAUGUUUUCAUAGGACCAGAAUUUGAGAAUUGUAAGAGACCUCAGCAGUGGUUGAGAUAGUUAUCCAGUCCAACCAUUAUUACAUACCCAACAAAUGGUCGCCCACUUUUCUGUAAAUUUUGUAAUUUAAAAAAUGGUGGCUGUGAGUCAGUGGGCGUUAUGCUGUCCCUGGCUGGCUCGAUGACGUUUAGCCCAGCUAGGAAUAAAUGGAAGACAUAGGAAUUUGCCAAAGACAAAACCUGCCCUCCUUCUUCCCCUUCCACCUGCUGAUUCCCCAUAAGAAGGGGAUCCAGAACAGCAAUCUAAGCAUAAAAGAGAGACCACCGCUGAUUUUCGUACUGCUGCUUAGCGUCUUGUUGGGCAUUAAGGGAUGCCUGGAUGUCUACUCCUAGGGCAAUGCCCCCAGAUUCCUCAAGGUCCUAGACAGAAUAUUCACACAACAUCAAGAUGAUUUAAGAAUAUUGAGAAAACAAUCUACAAACGAUGGGAAAUUAAGAUAGCACAGAGUAUAUUUUUAACAUUUUAUAAAAAUCUAUCAUAUUAUUGCUCAGCAGCAUGUUGAAUACAUAGCAAGCUUUCAAUAAAAUGACUGACUUCAUGUAUAUUUAUAUUUUCUCCCCAAACAUGCUGUAAGUUUAUUAAGGGCAAGGACUAUGUCUUCUGUUUUGGGAGCAUCUGUGGAGUGGCCCAGGUGGUCCUGAAGCUUUUCAUUUUAGGGGGAAAGAGACUGGACCUAUGAUUUCUCUGGAAUAAAGACCCGCUUUAUGAGGAGACUCCAUCUAU
Trichosurus vulpecula (common brushtail) is the source of this 3451-nucleotide messenger RNA. RefSeq names its product transmembrane protein 25 (gene TMEM25). Bases 91 to 1329 code for a protein of 412 amino acids. Lineage: Eukaryota; Metazoa; Chordata; Mammalia; Diprotodontia; Phalangeridae. The transcript has 8 exons. The record is from RefSeq and is a predicted model, not a curated record. Gene Ontology annotation, biological process: negative regulation of excitatory postsynaptic potential.